AUGGGCAACCGUGUGUCUACUGCCGCCGCCCCCUUCUCCCUCGAGGAUCUCGAGGCGUUGGCACGCGCCCCAUCGCUCUUCGACACGCUCCCCAACGAUGCCGGUAACUCCGCUGGCAGUGGCGCUAGUGUGCUGUUUCGAAAGGAGAUAAUAGCGGAGAUGGAGCGGCAGUACGCCGAGUGCGACACAUCGCUUCAUGCGCUGCGCUGCGUGCCAGACCGAAGGGGCACCCGCCAUCACCUCGGCUCCUACCAAGCAACCACUUCACCAGCGCCAAGCGGUGGUGCACCGAGGGCGACAUCCGAUCAAGUGUGGGGCAAACAGUCAGCAGGCGUGCCCAUCCCAUCUUUGGGCGACUCCAUGACGACAAACCGCAGUGGAUCAACUCACGACUUACUGCGGAGUCCGCGCGAGCUUCAUGGCUCUCGUCACAGCGACCCGAACGAGGUGGCGGACAGCGCUGAAGCAGCCACUGCUGCUGCGACAGCAGCAGAUUGCUCCUUGCCGAACGCGAGCAACGACAGCUUCCCCCAGCGCCACGUGAGCAGCUGUUUAGGGGCGCUGCCCGAAUCGGCGUCGGCUGAGACGCCACUAUCACCGCGCUCGUGGCUGUUUCGCGAGGUGUCUGUGCAGCCCGUCGAUCUCACGCGCCGUGCCGAGGUCAAGGCGGCGGAGGUAUACGUUCUCGUUAUCGUUCAGCGGUCAACAAUGCUGGGGACGCCGCCGACAAGCACGACGCCAGCAACACCGUUCGUAAGCGUUACGAACACUCGAUCAGCUACCCCGCCACCUUCCUUUCCUUCAGCUGCUGCUCCCAGCGGUGCUGCGCGAUCGGUAGCAACCAGCGCAGCGAUGAGCGCCAACACGAACACUGAGUGGCCGCGAGACAUGGUGCAGCUCUUUACCCCGCGCGGCCUCGCGACACCGUUCUCGAGUAACAUGAUGCGACCGACUCUCGCCAACAUCAGCCACGGCAGCGGCGCUGGCUACUGGUAUUCACCCUCCGCGACGCCACGGACGAACGGGUCGACAAGUGGCCGCCCGACCCCGCGCAGCACUACGGCUGCUGUUGCCGCAGCGGCACCAUCAUCCGCCCCAGGAAACGGGAGCGGCGCUGGAGGGUUUCAGCAGGCGUCCUCACGCUCCGCGUCCUCACAGGCGACGCCGCGCGCCACUAGCUUUCACUUCAGCGUCCACCUUCUCACGGGUAAGCAGGCAGACGCCAUGGCGGCGGCGGCCGGGUUGUUCACGGCCCGCGCCAUCGAAAAACUCUUUCUCGACUGCGCCGAGUUCGAUCGAAGACUGUUCUACAAUUUACACGCGGCCAAGGUGGAGGACGUGAUCCGUGCCUACAGCAUGCACCCCACCCUCGGCGUCAGCUCUGGAUGUCACGACAGCGACAGCAACGUGGAUGCUGCUGGAAGGAAUCGGCGCAGAAGCUCCAAGGCGUCGUCGAACGUGAGUGGCGGCGGCGCCGCCUCGGCGGUGAUAACGGCCAACAGAAUGGGCAGGGAUGUGAGCGACUCCAACAGCGGUUUCGGCACCUCAAACUCGUUUCUACAGCAUCCGAUCUCCACUCUUGGAGCAUCAAGGGAGCUGCGACGGGAGCUGCUUGCCAUCACACGCCCCUCCUCGGUCGCCGUGCCCGUGAUGCGCUUCGACAAGCGAAGCAGCACCGCCGCCCCCUACACCACGUUGCCGGUCAGCAGCGGUUGUCACACAGGGACAUUUGGUGGCGUCAGCGACCACGUGACCAGCACAGCGGUGUCCUCCAAUCCUGCGGAGCUGUACAGCCUGAACGCCAUCUACCGCGUCCUGAACGGGGUCCGUGUCGGCACGCCGCGGUGGAUGCACACCUGCGACGUGGCCAGCCCGCUGCACUCGGCGCGUUACUCUGUGCCCGGUAGCGCAUCCGGAGCGGCUGCAGGUGGGUCAAGUACGAGUGCAGCCCUUUUCGGAGCGGGCAACUGGUGCCCUGAUCCGCUUUCAUCGUUCCAUCCACCGCGUCGCAACACUCAUGGCGACGGCGCGGCCGCCGGCGCCACUAUUACCUCUGGCAUCAUGCCGCCGAUUCCCUCGUUGAACAUCUCCAGCUGGCUACAGGGACCCCAGCCCCUCCAUGUGCAUCGGGCUGCACCGGCUGGUACCGCAGCCACGGGGCCCGCAGGCUCAGCACACCCCACCGCAACUGGCUCAACAACCUCCCGUAUGGGCAGACCGCUUCGACACUCCUGGACAACGCACUCCGCAUCACCAAAAACGCCACCGCUGCUGCUGCCGACGCUCGCGUCAGGCACGCUGAGUGGUGAUUGCCGCGUUGACAGCGCGAUUCCGCCAGAUGCCUCGUCCGCCCCCCCAGCAACGCUGACCUCUGCAACAUCUGCAACACAAGCCCUCGUCUUCAGUCUCCCGCUCGACUCACUCCGCCCUGCGGCGCCAGCCGCCGCUGUCGCCGCCAAGGCACAUUCGACGCUCCGCAGCGCCUCUGCAGCGGAGGGCAGCACAAACGCGUCCACGUUGUCCCCUCAGGCGGCAGCGGUGCCGAAGCUGCAGCCGCUCAUCAACGCAGAGGAGAAAGAGCAGAGAGAGAAGUCGUUGCAGCACACUAGCGGCCCUGUCCGAGCGCCAGACCUGUCUUCCGUUCCGCUUAACCGAAAGGACACUGCGCAGCUGGAGAGUUGCCCUGCGGAGAGUCAUCUUCACACACGGCAUCAGCACCAUCGCAGUGACGAGGGCGGCCAAGACAGGGACAAAAUCGCCAGCUGCCACAACGUCGGCACCGAGAACGUCUCGACGAGUUGCUACAGGGUAGCAAUAGCACCGCCGUUCGGAGACGACGCUGAGUGCAAUGAAGUGUACAACCAGCAGGAACGCGCGCAGCGGCUGAAGGCGUCGCAGCCGGAGGUGACGCAGGUUUUGCCGUACCUCUUUGUCGGCGGUGAGGACGCAGCGCGGGAUCGAGCACAGCUCCUCCGCAAAGGCAUCACCCAUAUCGUGAACACCGUCAGCUGGUGCAUCGAUUGCUUCUACCCACACCUCUUCCGGUACUUGACGCUCAGCCUGAGCGACGCCGCUGAUGAGCCGAUCUUCUCCCUCUUUGCCGUCGUGAACGCCUUCAUCGAGGACGCAGUGGAGAAGCAUCAGGGGCGAGUCUUUGUGCACUGUCAGCAGGGCGUGUCACGUUCCUGCACGCUUGUUAUCGCCUACGUCAUGUGGAAGCAGGGACUGUGCUACGACCGCGCCUACGAGCUCGUGCGGGCACGCCGAAAAGUGUGUAAUCCGAACCUCGGCUUCUUCAUGAACCUGCGUCUGUGGGAGGCGCAGUUGUCCACGCCGCUGCUGAACAGCGUGUUUGCCUACGCUCCGUACACGUCGACGUCACCGAUGCCCUUCUCCUACCAGCUGACAGCGUACUUUGACUGCGCAACGUCCUCGACCGUCCCCGGCGCCGUCGCGUUCCGCUCUUCCUUGCCGCCGUCUCCACCCUCACCGUGCUCUGCUGAGGGGCGGGCGCUUGGCCUCCUCUCCCCUCGUGACAAGGAAGCACACCAGCAGCUGCGCAGCGAUGUCCUGACGCGUGCGGCUGACAUGAGCGGUGCGCCGCUGACGCUUCCCAACACGUUGUCACUAGACCCGCGCUUGGGCUACCUGUUUCUCUUCGCACCUGGUGCGCGAGCUGCAGACGAAGCCAGCAGCGCCGACGCUGGACGAUCGAAGCAGAAGGACAAGCAGCGACCACGGCUCUCUCGGGGCACCGAUGUGCUUUCCGGUGCUGACCCCGGCGGUGACGAGGACUUCGACGUCGUGACGGGAUGCGUUGUCAUGGGAUCGCAGUGUCUUAAUAAGGUCUACAGUGAACGCGCCCUCGCUGCCUGCCGGCAGGUGCUGCGCUUCAGCUUUUACCACGGCGAGGCGCGCACAAGUGUCACCAACGCCGGGAAGACCGUGCACUUCAACCCGAUGCGACAGGUGCGACUGCUGCCGGCUGUAUCGCCGGCUUCGUGGCCGCGUUCCUCUUUCCCGUUCCGUGUUCCAACUGCGGCUGUGUCGGUGGAGGUGGCGCAGCGGCUGCUGUCGCUGCACGUCGCGAGUCAGGUGCGCAUUCGUUUUGUGCGGCAGUCGCAAUGGGAUGCCUUCUUCUCAAACGUGCGACUUGGCGCCAUGCUGAGCUGCUAUACCGCCGAGGAGGGUCGGCUGGGCGCCAGCGAAGGGGUGCGGCGGCACGCACGUAAAGAAGCUACAAAGGGCGUCGGUGCGAGUAGCAGCGGAAGGGUCUCAGGCGGCCAACAGACAAGCGCGACUGGACACAUGACACUGCUGUCGAACCCUCUUCUACCCGUGAAUCCUCCUGCGUCGGCGUCCUCCUCGUUCCGCGCCGGGCGGCACACACCUCGAACGCCGCGACAGCUGCAUGUGUCGUCCUCCGGCAAUGGCGGCUCUCUCCGAGGGGGGAGCGAGGGUGAUCAGCUUGCGGGUAGUGCCGCUGCGUACUCUUCAUCGACUGGCGCCUCUGCAUCGCAGUACCGCAACUGUGCUGACAGUCUGCCAGCUGCCGCUGCCGGCCCAGUGCCGGAGCCGGCGGCAAGCCAGCCUCAACACGUAUCUCUGCCUUCCGCUGCUUCUUCAGCUACGGCGACCGUUUUCACGCCGAGCAUGGGCCCUGCUGGCGUUUCUCUUCCGCUGCGGGGCAUUUCGGACCUGUCGCUCGCUGCCGCUGCCGCUGGCAACGGCGACGAGCAGACACACGUGGCCGUGCGCAUGGCGGAAGGGGAGAGUUUUGCCUACGCCUACCCGUUUACGGCGGGGACGAAAGUGGCUGUUGCGGACCUCGAAGACCUCGAAGAAGACCGCUGCUACGCGCUUGGCUUCCAGCAGCGCAUCGGCACCACCGUUUAUCUGUGGCACGGUGCCGACGCAGUGGAGAGCUCGGCCGACGUUGUGGGCGCGUUUGUGCGGCACUUGCUAAGCUCCAGCGAGCCGGCAGUGCAGACCGCGACAGUCGAGUCACUGGAGGCUGGUGAGUGGACUAACUGCAGCAUCAUCUUCCCUGGCGACAGCGCCGACGCUGCAGGUGUGGCGGAGAGGGCUGACGCGGCAACAGAGGUGCUUGCGGAUGUGCGUGUGUUGUACGUUGAGCAAGGAGACGAGCCGAAAGAGUUCUUCACUCUCCUGUGA
Molecule: messenger RNA, 5175 nt
Organism: Leishmania major strain Friedlin
Lineage: Eukaryota; Euglenozoa; Kinetoplastea; Trypanosomatida; Trypanosomatidae
Exons: 1
Coding region: 1-5175 (1724 amino acids)
Biological process (GO): protein dephosphorylation
Molecular function (GO): protein tyrosine/serine/threonine phosphatase activity
Source: RefSeq, a predicted model, not a curated record